Eimeria mitis is the source of this 684-nucleotide messenger RNA. RefSeq lists its product as uncharacterized. The transcript has 3 exons. Lineage: Eukaryota; Apicomplexa; Conoidasida; Eucoccidiorida; Eimeriidae. The record is from RefSeq and is a predicted model, not a curated record. The coding region runs from base 1 to 684 and encodes 227 amino acids.
AUGCCCAACCGUUUCCGUCGCCUCUGUGACCCGGCCCAAGCGCAUAUCCUGCGAGCCAAGUGGACCCAGAAGGCCUACGCAGAAACUCACCGGCGAGACGUUGUCUUCUACUCUGGGGACAAAGUGCGGAUCAGGAAGGUUGCGUAUCGUCUGGCCCCUCCCCCAACCUAUGGAUGCCACGAUCUCUUCCACGUCUCCCAGUUGAUUCCCGAUAUUCCCAGGGGUCCCACGACGGCUUAUCCAGAGUCAUAUGCUAGCUGGCUACCCGUGCACGAUGCUCACCGCAACGUCACUGAUACCUAUGAAGUGAACUAUAUCAUGGAUCAACGUGGCGAAGUUCCAGAUGAUGCCCAGUAUCUACUCAAGAGAGAGAGGAACCAGAAGACUGCUAUUCUUGGGAGCAAUCUGGUCAUAUACAAGGUUACCCAGCUAUUCUCCGAGCCUGGCGAAGGCACAAAGCUCGCGCAACCCGAUGGACUCGCUCUCCCGUCUCACGGCCACUACCUUUUCCGGGCUCUUAGGUCCCUCUUCUCCACGCCAUCCUGGUUCUUUCUCGUGAGAGGAAGGACUGCACCUUCACAGAAAAGCAUAUCAGGGGGAUCACCAGACGCGCUGACGCCGUAUCUUCAUGCCCUAUUAGUCAGAGAGGAACUGGAGAGUGCAUCAGCAAAAAAUUCCGUGUGA